UAUUUGUAGCUGAACCUGUAGUUAAUCAACCACCAACAAUAACAUGUCCAUCUGUAGUUGGUCCGUUCUAUCCGGAUAAAGGAAAGGAUACUGUUGUUGUAACCUGGGAUGAACCUACUGCAACUGACCCUGAAGGACAGCUGGGAAGUAUCGAUCGUGAUGGUUCAGCACCAAGUUCAGAAUUUGGAGAUGGUAGUCAUACGGUUGUUUAUACAGUUAGCGACGAUGUGGGAAACAGAGAUACCUGUACUAUUCGAUUUCAGGUCAAAGUUAUAUAUUGUUAUUUCGGCGGUAGUUUGUAUGGGGAGGACGGUAGAUCAACAUGUGCUACGCCUGCUUUGUAUGGAUCUAACUGUGAAUUUACCUGUAAUACAGGGUACACGCUUUCAGCAUCUAGUCCAACAACAAAAACGUGUCAAAAAAGUGGAUCAAUUGGAGAAUGGCAACCUUCGGAUAAUUUUGUGUGUGAAAAGAAGAAGUGUAGCGAUCCACCUUCGUAUUGUAAUGGACAGUUGAUAUGUUCUGAUGGCAAUAAUUUAGAUUCUGUAUGUUACCCGUCCUGCAUUGAAGGUUAUUCCACAGAUUUGACGAGGAAUAUAAGAUGUAAUGGUGAUGAGUGGAUAGGAGUAAACACUCUACAAUCAUGUUUAGAUGUGCAGCCUCCCGAGUUUACAUUGUGUCCAGAGACAGUUCAUGCAUUUGCUGAUGUAAACGGUUUUGCAACUGUUGAUUGGCCAAUGCCAGAAGUAUCAGACAAUUCAGAAAAUGCAGACAAUUGCGGAGGUAGUAAUGGAAUAACUGUAUCUCAAGUACUUGGACAAGCUCCAAAAUCAAACUUUGAAAUAGGUUACCAUGACAUAACUUACACUGCAACAGAUAAUAACAAUAAUGGUGGAUUGUGUGAAUUUACAGUCAUAGUUGAAGAGCUUUCUUGUGAUCCGCUUGUUGUUACAGACCAGUUUUUACUAGUUCAGUGCCCAAAUGGUUAUUCCCUUGGAUCAACAUGUUCAUUUUCGUGUUUUUUAAGCUACGAGCUAAAAGGCGGCAUGAAUGUUAUAUGUCAAAAAGAUCCAAAUAAUGAAAACAAAGCAAUUUGGGAUUGGAAAGAUGGCAAGGAAUCUUACUGUGAAAAAUUGACAUGUCCUGAGUUACCACCUCCAGCUGGAGGUGCUUUAGCAUGUUCCUCGGCACUUGGUAAUCAAAUCUGUACGAUGUCAUGUUCUGAUCAAUACCAGGUAUCGAAAGAGACACCUACAGAAUAUGUUUGUAAUGAUCAACAAAUUUGGAUACAAGGAACUCCUCCGGAUUGUACAGACAGAGUUCAUCCAUCGAUUGCAAUAUUGCCCGGUGGAUUAUUUUACUACUACUCAGGUGAAUGUUCAAACUCUGGCGUUCAAGAAAAUAUAAAGAAUAAUUUUGUAGACGUGAUGAAAAGUCUUGAUGGUACUGAUGGAUGGGAUAAUAUUUGCCCAGAUUACUGCACUGUGGAAGGGGUGACUGUUACAUGCGGUCCUUCAAACGGUCGACGCCGACGGAGCAUUUUCAAACGGUCAACAGAUAAUGAAAUUACAGUUGGUUUUAAAGUUUCAUCACAAUGGGAGACAACUAAAACCCUAUGGGGAAAUGAUGAUACUCUACAAGAAUUAGGCAAAUUGAUGAAAAGUGAAGUGUCAAAGGGAACAUUUGACGUUAAUGGAACGACAACUGGAAGUAUGACUUUUGGUUGGAUAGAAUUCCCAUGUGAAAUUGGGCAAGAACCAGUCUAUGAAGAUGAUGCUAGAUGUGUCGGAUGUUCACCUGGCAAAUAUUUGCAAGACGGGAAAUGUCAUGAAUGUGACAAGGGUAACUUUCAAGAGAAAGAAUACCAAAUAAACUGCACAAAAUGCCCUACAGGAAAAUCUACAGCAGAUAAUGGGUCAAAAAGUAUAAAUGACUGUAAAGAUAUGUGUCCUCCUGGAACUUAUUCUAGCACAGGUGUUGAACCAUGUUCUCCUUGCCCUCUUGGACAAUACCAGUCUAUGUAUGAAUCUACAUCGUGUUUGUUAUGUGAUCCAUUAGAGUUUACUAAUUCAACAGGAUCUAAAAGUAAAGCGGAAUGUCAAGUGGUAGAUUUGACUUUCAUGAGUGAUAAAGCUUCUGUAAAGCUUGGAUCAUUAAAUAGUAGUAUAGACAGCUUUAGUAUCGGAUUCUUCGUGAAAUGUCCAAAUGCAACCAACACGACACUUCUAUUUUCGUUGGCGAAUUUUAAGUUUUCAGUUGGAGCGGAAAUGAUCUUUAAUAUAGCUGAACACUCUUGUCACCUUACUGUGUCUAAUGGAGUAAAUUUAAGAAAAUGGACACAUAUAACUUUGACAUGGGACAAAGAUUUAAAGGAAGUUAAGAUGUAUGGAAAUGGUGCAAAAUUGACUUCCUCAGUGUUUAAUAAUGUAACCCUCCAGGAAGCUGAUAUCCCAAUUGGAAGUUUUCUUGAAGUAAUGUCAACUCAGUCUGGGUGUUCAACAAGUGGUCUAUUUCUUGUACCGAGAGUAUUACCAGAAAAUGAAAUUAAUGCACUCAAAGAUUCUUGUGAAGCAUCAGUAUCAAACUAUGUUUAUUCCAUGAAUGAUGUAUUUUCCUCAGAGAUGAACGGAACUGAAUUAUCACCCUCAGGAUGUGAUGCAAUAGAUGAAUGUGAAAGUAGUCCAUGUAGCAAUGGCAACGUGUGUACAAACAAAAAAGGUGGUUACGAGUGCCAAUGUAAUGGUGGUUAUACUGGAAUAAAUUGUCAAAUUCCCCCAGAUUUUUGUGUUUCAAAUGACUGCGCUAAUGGUGCAACGUGUCUUUCUCAUUUUACAAACUACACUUGCCAAUGUCCAGCGGAUUAUACUGGAUUGUUGUGUGAAGCAAAGAUAGUGCAUGGUAAUUGGGGUUCUUGGAUUAAUUCAUCUGACUGCUCGGUUUCUUGUGGUGGCGGCUCACGUAAAAGAACUCGUUACUGCAAUGAUCCUAGCCCUGAUGCGAAUGGCAUAGACUGUGCAGGGAGCAACACGUCACAGAGUAUUUGUAAUACUCAUGAUUGUCCAGUUUGUCCACCGUAUUACAGAGUCAUGGAGUACAAAAACAGUUUCAACUGCUCUACAAAUGAUGAUCUAAUAUCAUGUGUUGUCACCUGUGCGGAUGGAUAUACCUUUGUAAAGGAUUAUUACCCGCUUGACAAAUAUGAAUGUGGGCCUCAGACAGGUUACAGUUGGACUGCUAGACCUCCACCGUGUACCUCUGGGCACCACCCAAAAGGUGUCAAUAGUAAAACUGUUGUUACUUACAGUGUGAAUUGUGAUGACCAGACGCAGAUGAUGUCUACACUUUCCACAAAACUAGAAACACUUCAGUGUAUUCAAAAUAAAACAUGCUCGUUGAACACAGAGGUAUCAGGGUGUCAAAAUAAUGGUAGAAAGAAACGAUCUACAUCGAUUGAUGUAACAAUUCAGUUAUACGCAGAUUUCACACAAAUCGGAGAUUUGAAUUUGCAGGAAUUCCUUGCAAAUAAUAUAGUGUCACAGGAACUCCUAGAUCUAAUGCAAGGUUACACAGACAUGAAAGAGUCUAUUGACCAAUUAAACGGCACAGAUAUAUUGACAAUUGAUGUAAAUGGCAACUUGUAUACAACAGACAUUUCUACCUUAUCAUUCACAACAAACAUUUCAUGCCCCGAGGGAACAGUUAAUGAAGAACUUCUAUGUGUUGAAUGUCCAUUUGGAACUUACUGGAGUAGUGGUUUUUGUGUAAUGUGUCCAAAGGGAUACUUUCAGGAUAUAAGUAAACAGUUAUCAUGUAAAACUUGUCCAGUGGGUUAUUCAACGCAAUUUAUUGCUUCUAGAAAUGAAAGUGAAUGUACAGUACCAUAUACUAUUACAACAGAAACUGACCAUUCAGCUAAUGAAAAGAGUGAAGUGCCAUAUUCUAUCACAACAGAAACUGACCUAUUUAGGCAUUCAGUUGACGAAAAGAGUGAAGUGCCAUAUACUAUUACAACAGAAACUAACCUAUUUACGCAUUCAGUUGACGAAAAGAGUGAAGUGCCAUAUACUAUUACAACAGAAACUGAUCUUUUUACGCAUCCAGUUGACGAAAAGAGUGAAGUGCCAUAUACUAUUACAACAGAAACUGACCUAUUUACGCAUUCAGUUGACGAAAAGAGUGAAGUGCCAUAUACUACUACAACAGAAACUGACCUAUUUACGCAUUCAGUUGACGAAAAAAGUGAAGUACCAUAUACUAUUACAACAGAAACUGACCUAUUGACGCAUUCAGUUGAUAAAAAGAGUGAAGACACAGUUUUUGUUACAUCUGUUAUCGCCUCUGUAGUAACCAUCGCGUGCAUUGCCUUGGUACUCGGUAUCAUACUGAUAUACAGAAAAUACUUCAGGAAACCAUCACGGAUUGAAAGUAGGGUGUCAAUUAGAAGUAUAGCUAGUCGUAGUAAGGGCCGUCCUAGUCUAAAUAACGCUGAUGGUUCAGACCAACUGUAUACUAAUUGACUAGAUGAUAUGAGGUACAUAUGUCCGCCUACAAAGUGCAGUUUAUCAGUUAAACAGCAUUGAACAAAUGAAAAGAGAAAGCUAUAGAACAUUUUUCUAAUUUCAUGUGAUUUUUUAUUUUUUAUUUUUAUCUAUUCAAUUUAACUUUAUGUUUUGAAAGCGUAAAAUUUUAUUGUUGUAAUAUCUAGAAUUAUUGUGUGAGAGAGAGAGAGAGAGAGAGAGAGAGAGAGAGAGAGAGAGAAUGAUUAUGUGUCAUUUAUUUGUGAUAUUAUUUGAUUAUAAAAUGGCAACAAGACAUAUUAGAAUGAUUUAUUGUUGACUGACGAUUUCGGUCAUUUUGACUUAUUUAUCUAUUAUAUAGUUUUUAAUGCAAUAGCCUUAAUCGAAAAAAAGGGUAAAAAUUUUUAUUUGAGGGCACUUACUCCGACAUGUAUAAGGUGUCAGACCACCAAUUCACUCACUCUUAUUUAGGAUGUAUGUAGAAGUAGGUUUUUCUGUCAAAAAGUAGUGCUUUUGAUGUCAUUGUUUACUGGAACUAACAAACAAAUUUGCAGAAAUGAAACCUUUGGGGAAAAAGAAAUAUAUUUGGACCAUUUUGAGCCAAAAUUUAGUUGGUCUGUGAGGUUGCAGUCUUUUAAUUGACUGCUCCAUAGGCUAACAUGCUAAACAGCUGAUCUUUGAAAUUAAAACAAAAAAAAAAUGCUACAUAGAAAAAAUGUUCAUGUUCAUAUCAUAUAUGUACUAAUUUGAAAUUGUGAUUUAAUCGAAAAAAAAGUGGGUCAUGCCACGAAGAAUAAAAAGUUAUGUAACCCUGAAGUCAAAACUAUUUUUUUCUACUUUCUGUUUGCUAGGUCGCACCACUUCCAGUAAACAUGAUAUCCUUCUACUUUCCUGGAUUGAUAUCCCCAAAAAGAUGCAAGAUUUUUUAAAAUCUAUACAUAUGUUUCAACUCAGUAUAAACUUUUAAUCAAACAGAAAAAUUGAGUCCAGAAAAAAAUUCUGAAAAAAAUGGACUAUUUUAUUUCCCUCCAUGUUUUGACAUGCACCGGAAACUGGAGUUGUAAACAAGACUGGUACCAUGAGCCUGCAUUGAAAAUGGAGGAUUAAUGCGCUCCAUAGUAUACUUAUUUAAGAUUUCCUGAAAACCAGAGGUUAUUUUUAGUAGUACUUGGAUUCCAAACGGUCAUUCUUAAUUACAAGACGUAAAACAUUGGUUGAAAAUUGGCAUGUAGAAAGGUGAUACAUGUACCAUUCAGGAUAUGCCUGGUUUCUGUGACGUUAAACUUAAGGUAAAAUAUUUAGAAAGUUGUGGAAAUUGAAUACAUUGAUUGAAUAGAUAGGGAUUUGAAUGGUGGUCUGACACCUUUAAAGCGAAAAGCGGUUAAUCACAAAAAUCAGAAAACAAUUGAUUUUUUUUUCUUAACUGAUCAUUUGAAAUAGAGGUAGCCACAUAACAACAUUUUUUGGGCCAAAAAGUCACAUAUUGCUAGAUUAGAGCCUUAAACCUGAAUUUGUGCUAUUUUUAUCUUUUUCCACCCAUACAAUAUGCAUGCAUAUAAAAAAGUGUCUGAAUUUGUUAUCAAUGCACAGUAAGUUGUUUUUGUGAUAUUGAACAGUUAAAUAUAGGUUGUUAACUACCAA
Molecule: messenger RNA, 6158 nt
Organism: Mytilus californianus (California mussel)
Lineage: Eukaryota; Metazoa; Mollusca; Bivalvia; Mytilida; Mytilidae
Exons: 28
Coding region: 738-4517 (1259 amino acids)
Molecular function (GO): calcium ion binding
Source: RefSeq, a predicted model, not a curated record